UUCCCCAGCUCCAGCCGCCGUCGCCGCCGUCUGCAUAGUCGCAGCCGCGGCCGCCUCCCGCCAGCCCGCCCCGGGGACAGAGAACGCGCGCGAGCUCGGGCGCUCCCGCUCCAGCCUUUCCCGGAGCUAUGAACCCCAACUGCGCCCGGUGCGACAAGAUUGUGUACCCCACGGAGAAGGUGAACUGUCUGGAUAAGUUUUGGCAUAAAGCAUGCUUCCACUGCGAGACCUGCAAGAUGACACUCAACAUGAAGAACUACAAGGGCUACGAGAAGAAGCCCUACUGUAACGCACACUACCCCAAGCAGUCCUUCACCAUGGUGGCUGACACCCCGGAAAACCUCCGCCUCAAGCAGCAGAGUGAGCUCCAGAGUCAGGUGCGCUACAAGGAAGAGUUUGAGAAGAACAAAGGCAAAGGCUUCAGCGUGGUGGCAGACACACCUGAACUCCAGAGAAUCAAGAAGACCCAGGACCAGAUCAGUAAUAUAAAAUACCACGAGGAGUUUGAGAAGAGCCGCAUGGGCCCCAGUGGGGGCGAGGGCAUGGAGCCGGAGCGCAGGGAUUCCCAGGAUAGCAGCAGCUACCGGCGGCCCCAGGAGCAUCAGCAGCAGCCGCCGCACCACAUCUCGACCAGCGCCCCAGUUUACCAGCAGCCCCAGCAACAGCAGAUGGCCCAGUCCUACAGUGGCUACAAGGAGCCUGCAGCCCCGUUCUCCGUACAGCGCAGCGCCCCAGGCGGUGGCGGGAAGCGGUACCGCGCCUUAUAUGACUACAGCGCAGCUGAUGAGGACGAGGUCUCCUUCCAGGAUGGGGACACCAUCGUCAACGUGCAGCAGAUCGAUGACGGCUGGAUGUACGGGACCGUGGAGCGCACCGGCGACACGGGCAUGCUGCCAGCCAACUACGUGGAGGCCAUCUGAGCCUGGCUGGCCCCUGCCCCACCCUCUGUCUUCAGUGCAUUCCACAGCAUCGCAUCCAUCCUGAGGCGGCUGUCCGUCUGUCCGCCCCUCAGGAGUCUCUGUUAUUUUAAAUCUGCAACAGCUUGUUUCUUCCCGCCCUCCCCCCAACCCCAGCUUCUUUUGCCAACCGAAGCCUUGUUCUGCCGCUCCUGCAGGCACCUUCCUCUGGCCGGUUUUCCCCUUGACCAACUUCUGGGUUUUCCUCUCGGGAUGG
Trichechus manatus latirostris (Florida manatee) is the source of this 1173-nucleotide messenger RNA. It is a transcript of the gene LASP1, whose product is annotated as LIM and SH3 protein 1. The transcript has 7 exons. Gene Ontology annotation, molecular function: actin filament binding. The coding region runs from base 129 to 920 and encodes 263 amino acids. The record is from RefSeq and is a predicted model, not a curated record. Lineage: Eukaryota; Metazoa; Chordata; Mammalia; Sirenia; Trichechidae. Gene Ontology annotation, cellular component: focal adhesion.